CAGCUCCUUGUCCAGGAAGCAAGCGUCGAGAACGCGAGGGCUUUGACAGGAGGAACGCUCGCUUGACAGCUCCGUUCUCGUGCACGGGCGGCCACCGACUGGCUAGUUCCUCUAAUAACCAGGCGUGGAACCGAUCGUCGCUGUGGUGCAUUCACGUUCGAGGAAACGAUCCGAGCAGGAGAUUAGAGCUCGAAGGAUGGCAUAGACCUACAAUUGGACGGCAGCAUGUGCUAUGUGAUAGUCACUGGUCGUAGCUUGCUGUGGACGCUGUUGUCCCUGGUGGCGUUAAUGGCGGUUUUAUCGGGCCUCAUCACUCCGAAAUGGCUGAUUGGACCGCAGAUGAAAGAGACAAAGAAUGAAUCAGAAUUGUUCGUACCAACGGUCGGAAUCUUCAAUCGUUGCAUCAGGCUACACGGGAAAACUCACUGCGCGAAUUUCAACGUGGAUGGCUUCGCCACGGAUUCCAGUGUGUUUCCAGGCUGCUGGAAAGCCUCUUACUUCUUCCUCUCUCUUGGUUUGGCGAUCAUGGCAAUGACGGUGUUGGCAGCGUUGGUUGGCUGCUGCAUGCAGAGCAUUGGCAGAAAGAGCAUCUUCAACUUGGCUGGUGUCGCGCAAGUUAUUGCUGGAAUAUCUUACUUGUUGGGAAUGAUUCUGUAUCCCGCCGGCUGGGGUGCAGAAAGGGUUCAGAGGAUCUGUGGACCGGAAGCUGACGCUUUCUACCUCGCCGAGUGCACCCUAGGUUGGGCUUUCUAUAGCGCCGUGACAGGGGUUGGGCUGACGUUUGUUUGCGCAGUGAUCAGCGGACAAGCGGAGAAGUCCACGGCCAGUGACAAAGUUCAGGACAAGAUGAACGAGGGCAAAACUUUGAUUUGCCUCGCGUGAAACGAGAAAACCUGGGGCACGUAUUUCAUCGCUGAUUUCCAAAUAUCCACGU
This is a messenger RNA of Eufriesea mexicana, 934 nucleotides long. RefSeq names its product lipoma HMGIC fusion partner-like 2 protein. Lineage: Eukaryota; Metazoa; Arthropoda; Insecta; Hymenoptera; Apidae. The coding region runs from base 226 to 882 and encodes 218 amino acids. The record is from RefSeq and is a predicted model, not a curated record. The transcript has 5 exons. Gene Ontology annotation, cellular component: membrane.